This is a messenger RNA of Belonocnema kinseyi, 834 nucleotides long. RefSeq lists its product as uncharacterized. The record is from RefSeq and is a predicted model, not a curated record. NCBI's taxonomy places the organism in Eukaryota, Metazoa, Arthropoda, Insecta, Hymenoptera, Cynipidae. Bases 357 to 677 code for a protein of 106 amino acids. The transcript has 6 exons.
UGUCGGAAUUUCAGAGGAGAAAGAUCCUACGUCUUACUCACUGACUCGGACGAGUCCAUUUUGCCGGACUGGCGUAAAGGGGAAAAAACUGACUCAGAGAUUUUCAUUGGGAUUCAGAAACAAGUGCACAGUCCGACGGGUCCAGUUCUAGAUCUAGUUCUAGGUCCAGUUCCAGGUCCAGUUCCAGGGCCAACUCCAGGUCUAGUGCCACAUCCACUUCAAAUUCCGAGCCGAGGACCAUCUCUGGGACGCCUGUUUCUGACCAUUCUUCUCUUAGUACAUCACCAGACGAAUCAUUCCGGGCACACCCCCAUGCGGGUGAAAUAUUUUUCAAUGAACAAGGAAAUCUUGGUAUAAUGGACCAACACGGUAAUCUUCAACCAUUAACUGUAGUGGUGAGAGAUUUUACCAGAAGACACAGAUCGCUCUAUCCAAGUUUAGAAUCAACGCCACAACAGCCGUUACCGCCGGUCAGUUUUAGGAACCAUGAUUUACUGUUCCAUGAUUCACAACCUGUUGCAGAAUACCGAGAGGAUGCAUUUUAUAAACAUCCAACUCAAAGUGCUCAACCAGAAAAAAUCGAGCCUCAAAAUGGUGACUUAGUGACACGUAGUGGAGGCGCUUACGCAAAAUUUGAGAAUAAUGCGUUUCGCCGGUAUAAUAGCCCUCCACAAUAAGAUUCAGUCUCCCAUCAAGCAGAAUCAGGCCAACGACGACAGGCGGACACAAUGCAAAAUAAGGCUUUUCUGUUAUUACUGCUAAAACGUAGUAAUGAUUAAUAUAGUUUUGUCAAAGGUUUAGCUUCUCCCUGGGGUUUUCUCCCUAAAAAAAGGG